AUGGAUACACCGGGAAAAAUGCCCGAAACGUCGGGACGCGACCGAAGAGAUGAACCCCGGGCCGUGGAACGCAGCGGUAAGGGUGGCGGUGGGCCUGGGGAGGGUUUGGUCGAGUUGCGGUCUGCCGUGUUGCGCAGCAUGAGUCAUCAGGAAGCGAACGGGGUUUUGCGCAUGGAGAAGGCAGCUGCUAAAAUCAAUUGGAUACCGUACAUGUCUGUGUUGAAGGACUACCACGCUAA
Molecule: messenger RNA, 239 nt
Organism: Gregarina niphandrodes
Lineage: Eukaryota; Apicomplexa; Conoidasida; Eugregarinorida; Gregarinidae
Exons: 1
Source: RefSeq, a predicted model, not a curated record